AUGAGCGGCAAUAAAACACAUUCGGUACACUUUGAUCCAUCCGUAUGUGUCGAUCAAAGCAGUGAGCGCUCAACUGCAGCACCGAAACUUGGUGGUGUGUCUACUAUCGUCCCAACACCUGCUGCUCUCCCUGUGAAACGCAAUGGUGUUGUACGUAAGAUCAUGCUACAGACAAUUGGUGAGCAGUUUGAAGACACGACAGUAGCUACGGUGCAGAGCUUUGUGGCUAGUAUUGAGAAUUACUGUGCAAGUACUGAGAGCUUGGCUAGUCUUGGAAAGUCAUUGUAUACGUCAUCUGCUUUAGUAUUUGUAGUCGACGAAGCUAUGCGUGUGAUCCUUUGGAAUGAUUGCGCUAUUAAAUUAAGUGGGUACUUACGAGAUGAAGUCGCUGGUCGCAAUCUUAUCAAGGAGCUACCGCAUCUCAUUCUUCCUGCUUCUGCUACUGUGCUGAUUGAUGCAUUGGCUCAAUGUGUGAAAGGAUCUGCUGUAACUGGAAUUAUACUAGAGCUUGUUACGAAAGAUGAGAUGAAGCUUACACUGCUGGGAUCGUGUACACCUUUAGUAGGUAAUCCGAUUGGAGCAGGUAUGCUCGUUGUGGCACAAGAUCUAACCCAUCUGUCUUUGAAAACGGUCAACGAGACUACACUCGCAACGACACCGGCUGUGCUGAAUCAAGCAUCUAAAAAUCAUCCUGUUUUAAAUUCAACGCAAGCGGUGGCGACUGCUGUCGUGCCUCUUGUGACCGUCGCAGUAUCCAAAGCUGCAGCAAUUCCAUCGUCACUUCCAGCUGCAAUGACAUCGAAUGCAUCGACAAUUCCAGGAUGGAGUGAAAUUGCACCGAAUUAUUCGAUUGAAUGUGUGCUUGGACAAGGAAGCUAUGGACAAGUAGUACGUUGCAAGCAUUUGCCAACAGGAGAGAUUGUGGCAAUCAAGAAGAUUCAAAAUGUCUUUUCAGAUCCAAUUGAUGCGAAGCGUAUUCUUCGUGAACUUUGUAUAUUACGACAAUUGCGACAUCCGAACAUUGUGCAGAUUCGAGAAAUUAUUUCACCAUUGGACAUGAACCACUUUCAAGACCUUUUUGUCGUUUUCGAAUAUCUUCCUUCUGAUUUAGAAAAAUUGCUGCAUUCACCACAGUUUUUGACAGCUGAGCAUUUGAGGUGGCUACUUUUAGAUCUACUCAAGGCUUUAAAGUACAUGCACUCGGCUGAAAUUGUACAUCGCGACUUGAAGCCAGCUAACGUGCUGUUAAAUCUUUCCCCGGUUGCCAUAAAAAUUUGUGACUUUGGUUUGGCGCGUGGUCUCUCGUCGUCUGCCUCGACUUUAGGACGCAAACGAAAGCGAUUAAAUGAUGGAUCAAUAUUAGAUGAAAGCACUUUGCAGGGUGUGGGUGUCCAUCCACGUACUCCUGCUGGUCGAAUCAAGCGCCAAUUAACUGAACACGUUGUCACUCGGUGGUAUCGAGCACCUGAGAUUAUCUUUCGUGAUCACGAUUACUCUGCUGCUAUUGAUGUGUGGUCGGUUGGAUGUAUCUUUGCAGAGCUACUAAGUAUGCAGAAAAGUAGUGUGCCGUCUCAUUACCAGCGCGAACCACUUUUUCCUGGAGUUUCAUGUUUUCCAUUGAGUCCAGGUGCUGGACAGGUGGCGUUGCCCCAGGAUAGUCGUGACCAAUUAAAUACAAUUUUGGACGUUCUGGGCACGAUGGAGGAAGAGGAUAUUGCUGAGAUAGCAGAUCCUGACGUACAAUACUAUUUGCGUAGUUUGCCACCUCGACCAAAGCGCAAUCUGCAGGAAAUGUAUCCAGGUGCUGAACCGGAAGCUAUUGAUCUACUUACUUGGAUGCUCAAGAUGAAUCCGAAUAAGCGUGCGACUUUAGAUGAAGCUUUGUCGCACAAGUAUUUGGCUAGCAUUCGAUCACUGGAAGAAGAACUUGUUGCUCCUGGAACGAUUCUGCUUGAAUUUGACGAAAAAAAGAUGAAUGUGUUGGAGAUUCGCCAACGGAUGAUAAGUGAGAUACGAUUUUAUCAUCCUACUGCUGGUAUUGCUGCAGUAGAUGCACAGCUCAUAGGUGUUACUAGCAAAAAAUCUAAGCAAGGGUAA
Messenger RNA from Plasmopara halstedii, 2097 nucleotides. Its product is annotated as cmgc mapk protein kinase. Gene Ontology annotation, biological process: protein phosphorylation; intracellular signal transduction; regulation of DNA-templated transcription. Gene Ontology annotation, molecular function: ATP binding; MAP kinase activity. Gene Ontology annotation, cellular component: cytoplasm; nucleus. Lineage: Eukaryota; Oomycota; Peronosporomycetes; Peronosporales; Peronosporaceae. Bases 1 to 2097 code for a protein of 698 amino acids. The record is from RefSeq and is a predicted model, not a curated record. The transcript has 3 exons.